Dama dama (fallow deer) is the source of this 4130-nucleotide messenger RNA. RefSeq names its product kelch repeat and BTB domain containing 12 (gene KBTBD12). The transcript has 6 exons. Gene Ontology annotation, molecular function: protein binding. Lineage: Eukaryota; Metazoa; Chordata; Mammalia; Artiodactyla; Cervidae. The coding region runs from base 184 to 2055 and encodes 623 amino acids. The record is from RefSeq and is a predicted model, not a curated record.
CUGGCCGGUCAGGCGCCAUCGCGGCGGCCCCAGCGGAGCGAGUGCGGCCGCGCCUUCAGCCGGGCAGCCCCGAAUGUUUCAUGACAUCUCUGUUGCUUGGUGAGUAAUCAGACAUGAAAACAGGCCCUCAAGAAUCAAGCUACGUUUAAGGAAGACUUACUUAGAGACGUUGGAGAGGACACCAUGGAGUGCAAAUCUGAGGGGAAAGAAAAAUACCAACACAGCUUGAACUUACUGAAUAAAAUCAAGAACAUGAAAGAUUUAGCGGAGAUGAUCGAUGUUGUAAUCGUCGCGGAAGGGGAGAAGUUCCCUUGCCACAGACUGGUCCUGGCUGCCUUUAGUCCUUAUUUCAAAGCCAUGUUUACCUGUGGGCUCCUCGAGUGCACCCAGAGAGAGGUGGUGCUCUACGACAUCACGGCGGAAAGCGUGGCGGUGAUACUACAUUACAUGUACCACGCGGCUUUGGAGAUCAGUAACGCCAACGUGCAGACUGUGGCCAUGGCCGCCUACUUCAUGCAGAUGGAGGAGGUCUUCCAGGUGUGUCAGAAGUACAUGAUGGCCCACAUGGAUGCCUCGAACUGUGUCGGCAUCUAUUAUUUUGCAAAGCAGAUUGGCGCUGAAGACUUAGCUGAUCAGUCGAGGAAAUAUUUGUAUCAGCACUUUGCUGAGGUGAGCUUACACGAAGAGAUCCUAGAAGUGGAGGUGCACCAGCUCCUGACGCUUAUUCAGUCGGAUGACCUGAACGUGUCCAGAGAGGAGAGCAUUCUGGACCUUGUUCUGAGAUGGGUCAAUCAUCGCCCAGACCAACGCACGGGGCAUCUCGUGGAGCUCUUGAAGCAGGUUAGGUUGCAACUGGUCAGCCCUUCCUUUCUGAGACAAGCCCUGCGGAGGAACACAGUGCUCCUGUGCGAUGCAAACUGCAUCGACCUCAUUCAGAACGCGUUCAAAGCCAUCAAGACGCCCCAGCCGCACGUCCUGAAUCUUCGUUACGGCAUGGAGACCACCAGUCUCCUGCUGUGCAUUGGCACCAAUGCUUCAGGGAUCAGGUCAAGACAUAGGAACUAUGGGGACGCCAGCUUUUGCUAUGACCCUGCAUCACGGAAGACCUAUUUCAUCUCGUCUCCCAAGUACGGGGAAGGUUUGGGCACCGUGUGUGCUGGUGUCGUCAUGGAAGACAACGCUAUCAUCUUGGCUGGGGAAGCCAGCGCCUCUAAACUCUCCAGACAAAAGAGCAAGAAUGUUGAAAUCUACAGGUACCACGACAGAGGAAACCAGUUUUGGGAAAAGUUAUGCACUGCAGAAUUUCGAGAGCUGUACGCUCUGGGCGCUGUCCGCAACGACCUCUAUGUGAUAGGAGGACAGAUGAAAGUUAAAAACCAGUAUCUUAUCACAAACUGUGUUGACAAGUACUCUGUGGAGCGGGACACCUGGAAAAGGGUGUCUCCACUUCCUCUGCAGCUGGCCUGUCAUGCGGUGGUAACAGUGAACCAUAAGCUCUACGUGAUUGGAGGCUGGACCCCUCAGAUGGAUCUUCCUGACGAAGAACCUGAUCGAUUGAGCAACAAGCUGUUGAGAUACGACCCUAGCCAAGACCAAUGGACGGAACGGGCGCCCAUGAAGUAUUCAAAGUACCGGUUCAGCACAGCCGUGGUCAACAGUGAGAUUUAUGUUUUGGGUGGGAUCGGCUGCGUCGGCCGGGACAAGGGCCAGGUCCGGAAGUGCCUGGACGCGGUGGAGAUCUACAACCCAGACGGGGACUUCUGGAGAGAGGGGCCCCCCAUGCCCACGCCCCUGCUCUCUCUGCGUUCCAACUCCACCAGCGCGGGCGCCGUGGAUGGGAAGCUCUAUGUCUGCGGGGGCUUCCACGGAGCAGAUCGCCACGAGGUUAUCUGCAAGGAGAUCCUGGAGCUGGACCCCUGGGAGAACCAGUGGAACGUCAUAGCCAUCGACGUCCUCAUGCACGACAGCUAUGACGUCUGCCUGGUGGCCAGGAUGAACCCCCGCGACCUCAUCCCCCCGCCAUCGGAUCUGGUGGAGGAGGGCGGGGGUCGCUGAGGCCAGCGCCGCCCAGGGGCCUCCCGUGGUGUCUGCGGAGGCGGCACUGGGCGUGGGGGGGUCCACACGUGCAUCCGUCACCUGGGACCCUUGCGUGUGCAUGCUAGUGGCCCCCAAGCAGAGCAGCACGUGCUGGGCACUGCAGGGGAUGUAGGGUAUGCAGACAGAGGGGACACCGCCUUUGCAAUGUCUUCCCCGAAGUCAGAGAAUAAGGACGGAGCUGCCCACUUCAGUCACAGUUGAGCAGCAUCGGGAAACAGCCUUCUCCCAAAAUAUAAUUUAGGAAUGUUGUUUGAACAGCCCUUGGACACCCGUCUAUUUCACUCAUCAUCUCUGCUUCUGGAAGCGCACUGCAUCCGAAGAGUGCAUUCUGCUCACUGUCCUUCACCAAUUUCCCAAGGGCUUCACAUGCACAAGACUCUUACUUAAGCAGGAAUAGCCAGUGGAUCCCCUCUAACUUCCCCAGGGGAGGCCAGCAUAGACAGAGACAGCUUUGGAGCAGGGCUGCGUGACUGUGUGGUUGGUGUUCAGUCGCUCAGUCGUGUCCGACUCUUUUCGACCCCAUGGACUGCGGCACGCCAGGCCUCCCUGUCCAUCACCAACUCCCAAAGCUUGCUCAGACUUAUGUCCAUCGAGUCAGUGAUGCCAUCCAACUAUCUCAUCCUCUGUCGUCCCCUUCUCCUCCUGCCUUCAAUCUUUCCCAGCAUCAGGGUCUUUUCCAAGGAGUCACUUCUUCACAUCAGGUGGCCAAAUUAUUGGAGCUUCAGCUUCAGUAUCAGUCCUUCCAAUGAAUAUUCAGGGUUGAUUUCCUUUGUAUUGACUGGUUGGAUCUCCGUGCAGUCUGAGGGACUCUCAAGAGUCUUCUCCAAUAUUACAGUUCAAAAGCAUCAGUUCUUUGGUGCUCAGCCUUCUUUAUGGUCCAACUCUCACAUCCAUACAUGACUUCUGGGAAAACCAUAGCUCUGACUAGAUGGACCUUUGUUGGUAAAGUGAUGUCUCUGCUUUUUAUUACACUGCCUAGAUUUAUCACAACCUUUCUUCCCAGGAGCAAGCGUCUUUUAAUGUCAUGGCCGCGGUCACGGUAUGCAGUGAUUUUGGAGCCCAGGACUGGGCGGCCUGCGCCCCAUGUCCCCACAUUCCAGCUGCUGACCCAGGUAGGAGGGGCCGGUCCGUGGAAGCCGGAGCUAGCUGGAGACUUGCUUCUGUCACCAUGAAAGGCCGUCAGACCCCGGGUGGGUUGUCCUGUGUGGGCCAGACUCUCAGAGGGCGAGGUCAUACCCGUCUCCUUGCAGGUGUACCCCAGGCGGCCACGGCGGCUCCCAGCACACAUGUGGUCUUUGGGUGUCCAACCUGGCGAUGCCCCUGCUCCACCCACGUGACCAGGGUGGAAGCUGCCAGGUUCCCCUGGAUUGGGGGGGUGGGGUGCCCUGUGGACAGGUCGCACACUUUUCUAGAGGUGCCGGUUUGGCAUCCAGGCUCUGGUCCCAGCUCUGCCUCUCAGCACGCUGUGUGGUCCUGGCAGCAUUACCUUCCUGAAGCCUUGUUCUCCUCCUGGCAGGAAGGGAAGGAAAUGAGGGAGAAAGCGCUGAGCACAGCGCCUGCGAGCUGCAUCACAGGCUACACUCUGUGGCUGCUGCUACUUUCAUUAUCAUCGUCGUCAGCAUCCCCCAAAGCAGGGUGCCCAGAACACCCCCCUUGGAGGGGAACUUGGGGCUCCAGGGAGGGAUGGGCAUCAGCUUUGAGAUGAUCUGAAGCCCCGGCCCCAGGCCCCCUGCCCCUCCAGGUCCAGGAGGGGGGCUGAUAUCCCAGCCCUGGUGCAGCUCCUCUGGCCCUUAUUUGUAACUCUGCCCUCCGGCUGUUUGCUCAAACUCAUGUCCAUUGACAGUCGGUGAUGCCAUCCAACCAUCUCACCCUCUCCUCCCACCUUCAAUCUUUCCCAGCAUCAGGGUCUUUUCCAAGGAGUCAGCUCUUCGCAUCAGGUGGCCAAAGGAUUGGAGCUUCAGCUUCAGCAUCAGUCCUUCCAGUGAACAUUCACAGUCGAUUUCCUUUAGGAUGGACUGGUUGGAUCUAGACGU